AUGGAGGAGCAGCUGGACUGGCCAGCCUAUGGCGAGAACCUGACGGGCGACUGUGAGUACGAGGAAUGGAGCCCGUCCCUGGUGCUCCUCCCCACCAUCUAUCUGCUGGUUUUCCUGCUGGGCACCAUAGGCAACGGCUUGGUGCUGUGGACCAUCUUCCGGGGAGGGCAGGAGAAGCGGCGCUCGGCCGACACCUUCAUUGCCAACCUGGCCAUGGCUGACCUGACCUUUGUAGUGACCCUGCCACUUUGGGCUGCCUACGCCUGGCUGGGAUACCACUGGCCCUUCGGCUCCUUCACAUGUAAGCUCAGCAGCUACCUGAUCUUUGUCAACAUGCACGCCAGCGUCUUCUGCCUGAUGGGCCUCAGCAUUGAUCGCUACUUGGCCAUCGUGCGGCCCAUGGCUAAUGCCAAGCUGAGGUGGAGGGCCAGUGGGCUGGUGGCCACCAUUGUCCUCUGGGCCUUGGCGGCCAUUUUGGCCUUGCCAGCCAUGAUCCUCCGGCAGGCAGCGGUGCUAUUGGGAGAAACCAAGGUGACAUGCUAUAUGGACUACUCAGGCAUGGUGGCCAAUGGGACUGAGGGGGCAUGGGAGGUGGGGCUGGGCCUGUCCUCCACCAUGCUGGGCUUCGUGGUCCCCUUUGUCGUCAUGCUGACCUGCUACUUCUUCAUCGCCCGCACCAUCGCCGACCACUUCCGGAAGGAGCGCGGCGAGGAGCUGAGGAAGAGGAAGCGACUGCUGAGCAUCAUCAUCGUGCUGGUGGCCACCUUUGCCUUCUGUUGGCUACCCUACCACCUGGUGAAGACCAUCUACGUGCUGAUGGACCUGGAGGUGAUGCCCUGGUCCUGCGGCUUCCAUGCCUUCCUCAAUAACUUGCACCCCUACUGCACCUGUGUGGCCUACAUCAACAGCUGCCUCAACCCCUUCCUCUAUGCCUUCUUUGACCCUCGCUUCCGGCAGGCCUGUGCCGCUGUCCUGUGCUGCAGCAGGGGGCGCUGGCCGGGGUCCAGCAAGGACAAGUCAGCCAGCUACUCCUCCAGCCACAGUCAGAACCUGCAGGGAAAGGGUGGGGAGCUGCCACAGGAGAAACUGGGUCCAGGCAGGCAGGAAACUCUGCUCCGAGGCUAA
Messenger RNA from Emys orbicularis (European pond turtle), 1125 nucleotides. RefSeq names its product apelin receptor (gene APLNR). Gene Ontology annotation, molecular function: C-C chemokine binding; C-C chemokine receptor activity. Gene Ontology annotation, cellular component: external side of plasma membrane; membrane. The record is from RefSeq and is a predicted model, not a curated record. The coding region runs from base 1 to 1125 and encodes 374 amino acids. Gene Ontology annotation, biological process: immune response; neurogenesis; brain development. Lineage: Eukaryota; Metazoa; Chordata; Testudines; Emydidae. The transcript has a single exon.